Messenger RNA from Coccinella septempunctata (seven-spotted ladybird), 1950 nucleotides. RefSeq names its product integrator complex subunit 11 (gene IntS11). Gene Ontology annotation, cellular component: nucleus. The coding region runs from base 130 to 1917 and encodes 595 amino acids. Lineage: Eukaryota; Metazoa; Arthropoda; Insecta; Coleoptera; Coccinellidae. The record is from RefSeq and is a predicted model, not a curated record. The transcript is spliced from 2 exons. Gene Ontology annotation, biological process: snRNA processing.
UGACUGGAAAGCACUUUAGAUAUCUGGCUCUAUGAUGGUGAUUCAAAAUUCCCGCCUAACCUCACUAAUGUUUUCUAUGAUGCAGGUUCUGUUGUGAUUUGUGAUGCGUUGAUUGUUGUUGAUUUAAAAAUGCCAGAAAUUAAGUUAACUCCAUUAGGGGCCGGCCAAGAUGUUGGCAGAAGCUGUAUACUAUUAUCUAUGGGGGGUAAAAAUAUCAUGUUAGAUUGUGGUAUGCAUAUGGGAUACAAUGAUGAAAGAAGAUUCCCAGAUUUCACCUAUAUCUCACCAGAAGGACCCCUUACUCCCUAUAUAGAUUGUGUUAUAGUAUCCCACUUCCAUUUAGAUCACUGUGGAGCUUUACCGUAUAUGUCAGAAAUGGUAGGAUAUAAUGGUCCAAUUUACAUGACACAUCCAACGAAAGCUAUUGCCCCUAUAUUAUUAGAAGAUAUGAGAAAAGUUUCGGUUGAGCGUAAGGGCGAGCAGAAUUUCUUUACCUCACAAAUGAUAAAAGAUUGUAUGAAGAAAGUUGUGGCUGUAACUUUACAUCAGUCUGUGAUGGUGGAUAAUGAUAUAGAGAUUAAAGCAUAUUAUGCAGGACAUGUAUUAGGUGCUGCUAUGUUUUGGAUAAGGGUAGGAUCUCAGUCUAUAGUUUAUACUGGAGAUUAUAAUAUGACACCUGAUAGACACUUGGGAGCUGCUUGGAUCGAUAAAUGUAAACCAGAUGUUUUAAUUUCUGAAUCGACUUAUGCAACAACCAUUAGGGAUUCUAAGAGAUGUAGAGAGAGAGAUUUUUUAAAGAAGGUUCAUGAGUGUAUUGACAAAGGAGGAAAGGUAUUGAUUCCAGUAUUUGCUUUAGGAAGAGCACAGGAGCUUUGCAUACUUUUAGAGACUUAUUGGGAAAGAAUGAAUCUCAAAGCACCCGUUUAUUUUGCCUUAGGUUUAACAGAAAAAGCUAAUAAUUAUUAUAAAAUGUUCAUUACCUGGACAAAUCAAAAAAUUAGAAAAACUUUUGUUCAAAGAAAUAUGUUCGAUUUUAAACAUAUCAAGCCAUUCGACAGACAAUUCAUGGAUAAUCCUGGACCUAUGGUAGUAUUUGCCACACCAGGUAUGUUGCACGCAGGUUUGAGUUUACAGAUUUUCAAAAAAUGGGCACCAAAUGAAAAUAAUAUGGUCAUAAUGCCAGGUUUCUGUGUGCAAGGAACAGUGGGUCAUAAAAUAUUAAAUGGUGCAAAAAAGAUUGAAUUUGAGAAUCGGCAAAUUGUCGAAGUGAAAAUGUCGGUGGAAUAUAUGAGUUUCUCAGCACAUGCAGAUGCAAAGGGUAUCAUGCAGUUGAUUCAGUACUGUGAACCUAAAAAUGUUAUGUUGGUACAUGGAGAAGCUGAAAAAAUUGCCUUUUUGAAAGAUAAAAUUGAACAAGAAUUCAGUAUUAAAUGUUUCAAUCCUGCCAAUGGAGAAACUGCUGUUAUUCAGACUCCUAUUAAAAUGCCUGUUAAUGUUAGUUUACAAUUAUUAAAAGAAGAAGCUAAAAAUUUUAGUGCAUUACCACCCGAUCCAAAAAGAAGACGUAUAUUACAUGGAGUAUUGAUGAUGAAAGACAGUAAUGUGAGUUUCAUGGAUGUGGAAGAAGCAUGUAAAGAAGCGGGUAUCAAUAGACAUAUAAUAAGAUUUACCUCAACAGUUUAUAUUAAUGACUCAGGACCAGCCAUUUCAACUGCUCACAAACUGUAUGACAUUUUGAAAGAAAAACUUUCUCAAUGGACAGUAACUUUUAUUGAUGGUGAAAUAUCUGUAGAGUCUGUGAUGAUAACUGUUGAAGGAGAAGAGGGUGAUCAUAAAGGUGUUAGAGUAACAUGGACGAAUCAAGAUGAAGAUAUAGGAAGCUAUGUAAUAAAUCUAAUGAAUACAAUGGGAGAGUAACAACUGAAAUUUAAAAUAAAUUAUUUAAUUAUU